Messenger RNA from Microbotryum saponariae, 4355 nucleotides. The record is from the annotation of a GenBank genome assembly. Lineage: Eukaryota; Fungi; Basidiomycota; Microbotryomycetes; Microbotryales; Microbotryaceae.
AUGCUAACUAUGUUUAAUGUCGUCCGAAUUCGAUUCGAUUCCCAGCCUCCGUAUAGUCCAUCCUCAAUGAACGGCUAAAUGCAGUCUUUGGUUUGGUCCCGUGGUCUCCAACGCCCCGGCUGGCAUUCCUCCCCCUUAUUCGUCCCUACCUAGGCAGCAUCCUGACUCCAGCUCAUCCUUGACUUUCGGUUAAAGAUCGACAGCCAGCACCACCAGCCAGAAACGCCGUCGCAAGGCACCGAUCCCGGCACCGAAAGUCCCUCGAGGCUUGUUUGAGCGGAAGACUAAACGCUUCGUCCCCUCAGCUGAUGCCCAAAGACACCGCGCGUUCGACUAAACGUUGUACAUUCAAAAACUCGACUACUGUGAUAAGAACGACAUCCGCCCAUGUGAUUUAGCUCGAAUCACUCAGCCCUCUGCGCCUGCACCUCGAAAAAAGAGGACCGACUGGAACGCUUUCCAAUACAGCAAAUAUGCCGACAGACUAGCUGCAGAGGAGGGUAUCGAGUGUGCGUCCCUAAUCCAAGCGCCUCGUAAGCUUCGGAAGCGCCUUGAUGAAGUGCUCUGACAUCAAAUCUGCUACUCUGCAGUGCCACCCGGCCUGAUGGACAGGCAGACGAUCACGACUAGGUAUUGGAGACGCAUCGCUGGGACAAAAGCCGAUCGGCUCGAGUGCGCGAAGAUCCUUGCUCUCGAGAACCCCCCGGAAGAGCGCGGUGCGGACGAAGCAAACGACGCGGACAAUGCGGACGAGGCUGCUGUCAGCAUCGCAUACCAGCGACCUUCUAGUCUGGUCGCGAGUGACAAGGCAGCCGCACUAGCGGCUAAGGAACUGGCCUCAAAACUACAAGAGCUGGUGAGUUGCAAGCUUCUGGCCCAAGCUGAUGGUCCGUCAAAGAACCAUGUCUCUUAAUCCUUCUACUCACACAACUUCAUUCUCGUACACUUCGUUCACACCUUUGCCAGGCCGACUCUUAUACCGCGAAUUUCAAUCUUGAGACCUUUGUGGUGGUCGCUUCUAGCCGCGUGGAGCGCCGUGACGAUCGCUUCAUUGUGUCUUCGCCAGGAGGGAAAGCAUUCGCGCAGCGCAUGGGAUGGGACGACAAAGAUGGAACGUUCGGGAUAUUGAAGUCUCUCACCAAGUGUGUGACUGGUCGUUCCGCGCUCGAGAAACAGGCCCAAGAUCAGAAGCGGUUAGGUGCGGAAUAAAAUCUUACCUUGAUGGGGCGCGCUCACGCGUCACCGCGUAACCCUUGCUCUUCGCCCUGUCCACUAUUAAUGAUACGUGCCUUGCUCUGAUAUUUCCGUAGUCUGGGAGGCCGACGUCAACGACAAGCGGUAUCAGCUUGCAGAUCUUGUGGAGUGGUACUCUCGAUUGGUGAGACACUUCUUCAGUAAGUACUGUUUGCUUGCUUGCUUGCUUACUUGCGAUCCCGACAUGCCUGGGAGUUUUUUCUCUCCGUCCUGACCUAAUUCAUGCUCUCAUUCUCAUCCAGCUGCCGCACUGCAGAAUCGAUGCGCUCGAGACCGUGUCGCUGUACCCGAAAAACCGCGAUUUUGGUACGACAGGACCAAACUUCUUUCUCAGCACGGCAUGACUGUCCAUUUUAGCGGGGAUUUGCGCCUCAACGACUUUCGCAGUCCAACUGGCACGCCCAAGAUGAAUUUGGACGACCUUCGACGAAUUAUGGGUACGGGCCCAAUUAGCCCAUUAUUGGGGCGGUACCGGUUAGCGCACUCGAUUGCGCUAACCUCCCUGCGCCAAAUCGCUGCCUCGAGGUUAGCGCAACCGGAGGUUAGCGCAAUGGGCCUGAGUUGGCCUGAGUUGGCGCAGGCUGGCUGACACGCGGCGCGAGCUGGAGCGUGUCGUCCCUUCUUGUGUUUCUUGCCGUUUGUGCAAUGCAUUUCAUGCCAACAACAUGCAGCUGUCACUCUCAUUCUGGAACCGAAACGGCUCGGUCGCUGCCGCUACCUCUUCUCCGCCAGCCUCAACAUCAAGCCAGGGCAGCGGGAUCGGUUCCAGUCGCGACACUCGCGACGGUGCAACCCAAUCUCGGGCCGACAAGCGUCGCAUUAAUGAACUUUCAAACGAUGGGCAGGAUUCAUACAGCCAGUCCAAGAUCGAGUCCAGGAUCAUGCUGAAUCGACAUCGAACGGUUCGGAUGCGCAUGGACUGCAGCAAAAUACGGAUGGCGAUGGCAAAAACAUUCACUCCGGCGCCUACAACAUCGUCAACGAUAACGACCAACAUGCAGUGGAAGACUCGCCGAUAGAGGAUCACGAUCACGACCGCGACCGCAACAACGGCGACAUUGCCGGACCUGCAGAGAUUGCGGCGGCACUCAAAUUCAGAAGACCGAAGCAGCUGGCAAAUCCAUCUGGGGCAAAGCGCCUACUAGCAAAGGUGAGUUGCACUGCAUCAGCUUCGGCUUUGAUUUGCGACGCCCAAGCUCAUGCUUUUGAGUUUUCCUCAUCCAUCAGUCCUUUCGUCCGACGAUGUUGCCGUGCGUAUCUUAUUGGAUCCUUGGCACUUCUUCGAUCAAAUCUACGUCUCCAAAAAACACGGCGCCGCCAAGGCCUUUGCUCGCGCCUUCUCCGAUGCGGUUCUCAUUCCCAACUCCGAUGAUCGGGUACUGCUGGAGGUUCGAUUAGCGAAGCUCGGACUCACGUGGGAGGAGGCCGUCCGAUCGCCUGUUUGGAACAAAAAGCUGUGGAGGCGCGUUCGUCGAUGGAUCCCCCCGCCGAGUGUUCUCGAGCCUUUAAUCCGGGAGGUCUUCGAGAAAUUCGGGGCGUUGAUCGAUGCGAAGACCACGCAACCGCUCUUCAACAAGGCAGCGCACGAGGCAGCAAAGCGAUGUCUUGAGGCGAUACGCAAAGGCCAAGUUUCCGAUCCUGUUGGCAUCGAACUGACACCGACCGUGGGCCUUGCGGAGGACCAGACGGAAAGGCGGAUGACGGUGCGCGUGUCUACUCGUGCCAGCGCGGCACAAAUAGUCUUGAGGGAGGGAUCCACCGAAACGUUCGUCAAAGGUUCCCAAGUCCGGUGUCACUCCGUACCAUGCCAAUGCUUGCCUUUCGGACUAUGUGCUCGUGCACAACUCCACAGUAAGUCUGUACAGCCGUGCUCACACACGCUGGAACUGAAUUUGUUUUACCUAUGCGUGUGCUUGUUUCACAGGUUGGGACGUUUAAUCGGACAGGGAAGGCAUAUGUAGGGCACUUCGACCUUUGGCUCACUGUAGAGCUUCAUCGUAUGCGGCGCAAAACGGCGGCAUACCUCCCAGCCCACCCUACGAAUAUGUCGGAAACUGUCAACCCGCUUCUCUACGCUCCGUCCACGGAGACAUUCGGGAUUGUGCCUAUUGUGGAGGUGGCUCAAAAGUCCAACAACAUCGAACCCUAUUGCGUCGAGAGUGGCGCUUUCCGUUUCGAGCCCCUCAAAUGGUCGCCGCGGAAUUUGCUGCACAAGAACAUGGGACGAACAAUUCAGCAGAUGCAAAUCCAGCUGCCAGCCGAUCGCAAACUCCGUCACACCUGGCUUGCAAAACGCCAAGGUACUCGGUUUGCGGUAUUGCACGUUCACACACCAACCGAACGAGCGCUGUACAAGCAUAUCUUGUCCCAUCUGGAACCAUCAACUUCUCGAGACCAGCGAGCCAUCCGAAUCGCCGAGCGCUGGAACGCUUAUGCCAACGGCAUUGAUAUAUUUUACAAAGUGAGUCGCUAUUUCGUCGUGCCUCUGAAUUUAAGACCGAGCUGAGUGCUUGAAAAUUCAUACGUAGAUGCCGGAACACAUAAGUAGUUGGGAAUCCAGAUGGUCGUCUCUGGCCAAUGCUCAAGCCAUAAUGAAUAUGGCCGAGAACGACGUCAAAGCGACCCAAGCGAUGAUCACCGACCCCGACCGCGGUCGCAAUGUCAGCCCGCCGCCCGCCAAGCCGUUGCUCGGCCACAAACCUCCGGUCUCGGGGAUGCUCACCGAUGCAGAGGUCGAAGCGUCCAAUCCUCCAACAUCAUUCAUCCGCCCAUCCGGGGCGAUGGACACAAACAACAAUGGUCCGCGUGCAGGGAUUGCUACCAGUGGCAGUUCAGUGAGCGUAGUCACCGGGAAAGUAAUGCGGCACUGUCGGUUUUGCGGUCAAGCCUCUUGCAAGUUCAAGGGAUCAGCGUCAGCCCGACAGGGAUCGGAGAUUCUGUGUGAAAACCCAUGUGUGGAUUGCGGGAAGAUGUAUGGCUUGAGUGAAGAGAGGGAUCCGAAUAACCCAGAAUCACCGAGGUUUUGCAAGGGGCUGACCACGGCUGAGAUGGGUGGUCGAGCUCGAUAUAAGAAGAAGUGUCAUAAUCAUAAACCGCUGUGA